AUGAAUUUACUCUGCAAAUCCAUCGAAACCCUCACUCUCAGUCUCAAUUCCCCACCUCCUCCUCUUUCCCCUCGUUCUCACCAGCUUCCUUUCAAAUUCACCACCACCACCACUUUCCGCCAAUGUCGCCGCUCAGUUACACCCUCUUCCGCCUCCGACCACCCAGCUUCCCCCGCUUCCAUGUCCGAAAUCGACAUGGUCCAGACAAAGGAAGGAGUCUUCGCCGCCAAACCUAAAAAAGUCGUAAUCUUGUGGGACCUCGACAACAAGCCCCCGCGAGGCCCUCCUUACGAUGCGGCCAUGGCUCUCAAAAACAUUGCCAAUCAUUUCGGUGAACUCGUUGACGUCUCCGCCUACGCUAACCGCCACGCCUUCAUCCACCUCCCACACUGGGUCGUCGAGCAACGCCGUGAUCAACGCCGUCUCGACAUCCUUGAGCGUAAGGGCGUCGCUACCCCUUCCGAACCCUAUCUCUGCGGCGUCUGCGGCCGCAAAUGUAAAACAAAUCUAGACCUAAAGAAACACUUCAAACAAUUACACAUGAGAGAAAGAGAAAAGAAGAUGAACAGAAUGAAAUCCUUGAAGGGAAAGAAACGACAGCGGUUCAAGGAGAGGUUUAUCACCGGAAAUCACAAGUACACGGAGGCUGCUAGAACCCUAGUUACGCCCAAAACUGGGUAUGGAUUGGCAGCGGAGCUUAGAAGGGCGGGGGUUUUUGUGAAGACGGUGGAGGAUAAGCCUCAGGCGGCGGAUUGGGCAUUGAAGAGACAAAUGCAACAUUCCAUGAGUCGAGGAAUUGACUGGUUAGUGUUGGUUUCCGAUGAUUCUGAUUUCUCUGAGAUGUUAAGAAGAGCUAAAGCUUCAAAUUUGGGGACGGUGGUUGUUGGUGAUUGGGACAGAGCAUUGGGGAGGCAAGCGGAUUUGUGGGUUCCAUGGAAUAGGGUCGAGAAUGGGGAGAUUACAGAAGAGGAUUUGGUUCUAAGAACCAGAAGUGAUGAAUUUUUGGAUGAUGUCGACAAUGGUGUGUUUGUUUCCAGUUUUGAUGGGGAUAUGGAUGAAAAUAUCGGACCUUUAGAUGGUAUUUUAGAUGAAUUAGUGGCAAAAAGGAGUGGAUUCAAUCAGUCAAAGAUUUCAGCUUUUUCUGAAGGAGAAGAUGAAGAUGAAGAUGAAGAAGAUGAUUACUUAUCAGAUAGUGAUGAUGAAGCUGAAUAUUGGUACACCUGA
Molecule: messenger RNA, 1224 nt
Organism: Lactuca virosa
Lineage: Eukaryota; Viridiplantae; Streptophyta; Magnoliopsida; Asterales; Asteraceae
Source: the annotation of a GenBank genome assembly